AUGUUCACCUAUUUGAUCUUUGCUUCAUUUUUUUUCUUCAAUAGUCUUGUAAUUGAAACGGCUCUUGUUGAAUAUGAUUUCAUCGUUCGUACUAUUCCAUCUAAUCCAGAUGGUUAUCCUCGACCUGUAAUUAUAAUGCAUAAUGCAAACUCAUCAUGGGAUGUCAAUCGACCAUUUCCUGGCCCAUUGAUUCGAGCGAAAUUAGGUGAUACACUUCGUAUUCGAAUCACUAAUAUGAUGCGUGAUCAAGCAACAUCAAUUCAUUUUCAUGGCCUCCAUAUGUUUAAAAAUCCAUGGGCCGAUGGGACGGAACAUAUAACCCAAUGCCCUAUUGCACCGCAUCAAACGUUCAUAUACGAAUUUGAAGUGACACAAACAGGAACGUUUUGGUAUCAUUCAC
Molecule: messenger RNA, 400 nt
Organism: Adineta steineri
Lineage: Eukaryota; Metazoa; Rotifera; Eurotatoria; Adinetida; Adinetidae
Source: the annotation of a GenBank genome assembly